Messenger RNA from Drosophila teissieri, 1445 nucleotides. RefSeq lists its product as uncharacterized. The transcript is spliced from 2 exons. Lineage: Eukaryota; Metazoa; Arthropoda; Insecta; Diptera; Drosophilidae. The record is from RefSeq and is a predicted model, not a curated record. The coding region runs from base 66 to 1304 and encodes 412 amino acids.
UUUCCGCAACAGCAGACGUCGAAGCAAACUCUCAGCAAACCGAAGAGGCGAUCAAACACUCGAUAAUGCCACAUUCCAAACUGAAGCUUCUAGUGGUUUGUGGAGUACUCCACCUGCUGAGCUUUGGCGCCACCGCCGAGGAUCAGCUUAAAAACAACACCAUAGUGGUACACACUCCCCUCCAGAACUACGAGCAGCCCACUCUCCGGGACUACGAGGAAUGCCAGACGAACAGGGACAACUGCAUCAAUGUUUGCGAUGGCCAACAGACGUGCGAGGACGAGUGUCCUGUGUGCCCGGAGCUGUACGACAAGCCCCUGAUGGUUCAGGGCAUAAACGACACAGACCUAGUGGCACCUCCCCAGACCCCUAUCAAUACGACCAACAUUAUUCGGCUGACCAAUGAAAUCAACAAUAUAAUCGAGCACCAGAUCCAAAAUCGCAACGAGGUCAAUGUACAGGUGCAGCAGAAUGUCUCGCAGGUGGGAGGACGCUUCGGACUGGGAUACACUGACAAGGGAUCCUGCUGCUACGUGGUGCGUUUGGAUCGGGAAUGUGAGAAGCAGGGUGGUCGCGACUGCAGAGAAAAAAACCGACAGCGGGUCUGUGGCGAAAAGUGUCAAGCCCGAGUUAUGUUGGCCAAGAGAGUGGUGCAAUGCGACGCCGAAGACUCCGACAAGUGCCACGAGACGCUCGAAUAUGUGCCCCGUCGGAGGAGAAACCACCACAGGAAGUCCACCGAAGCUGCACCCUGUCAAUACUUUGGCAGCAGUUGGCCCUAUUUCAGUUGCCAGCCAAAUCCAGGCCACAAUGGAGAUCUCGGCCAGCCGGUGAGGGUGAAACGCUCUACUUGCCAGCAGUGUCUCAAUUAUCCCUACGGAUACGUCCUGCAAAAUGGUCUGCCCGCUCAGUGUGCAGGCUGCUUCCAGGGAUACGGAGCUCCACUCAUGUAUAAUCCGCCUUGGAUGUACAAUCCCUAUGUGGCAUAUCCACCCUUUAACAAUUUCCCGGCCACAAACAACAAUAACUAUGGAAACAACGACGAAACCAAUGUAGACACCAAUGAAGAGCCCAACGCAGGUUCAGGUGAUGGAUGGAUUUUAUGUGACGACCUCGACAAAUGCCUGGGCGAGGAGGACUCCAAGGGCUCUCAGCAGGGGUCACCUGGACACCUGGAACAGUCACCAGUCGAUGAAGGGGACUGGGACGACUACAACGUUCCAGUCCAGCGAAGGAGACGCCGUCAAAGCCGCCGCCACUUCGUGAGAUCAGCUUACAGCAAACGCAAUCGCAAAAACCACUGAUCGAUGCCAGAUGAAGCCACAAACUCUUGAGAUUUUCUGCAAGCCCUUUGCUUCAGCAGCUAUAAGUAUUUUUCAGUAACCAAAACUACUACUAAACUCGCCAUUUCUGUACAUAUUUUACCGAAUAAAAGUGAUUUUGCA